Messenger RNA from Aricia agestis (brown argus), 2911 nucleotides. It is a transcript of the gene lovit, whose product is annotated as proton-associated sugar transporter A. Gene Ontology annotation, cellular component: membrane. The transcript has 9 exons. The coding region runs from base 224 to 2047 and encodes 607 amino acids. The record is from RefSeq and is a predicted model, not a curated record. Lineage: Eukaryota; Metazoa; Arthropoda; Insecta; Lepidoptera; Lycaenidae. Gene Ontology annotation, molecular function: sucrose:proton symporter activity.
GGCGGCGCCCAGCGCUCGCGCCUCAGUCAUUUCCCGCCUUCCGAACCCGCGGUACUAAACUUCACUUGUUAGCGAACGGAACACUCACUUCCGUAGUGUUUAAGUUACUUCAGUGCACUUAAAUUAUGUUUAAAACAGUUCUAAUUCAAAUAUUAUGUUUAGCAUAAAACAUGGCUAGGGGCCACAAAUUUAAAGUCAUACAUUUUAAAUAAAAUGAAUUAAAAUGGCUGAGAAAUUGAAUGAGUAUCAGGGUGUGGGUGGACGAUGGCACAGUGCGAGGGACAGGUGCAGGGAGCGCUGGGCACAGUGGAAGGAAGAGAAUCCCCAGGGUGUAAGGGAGGCGAUCCGGCAGGCGUUGUUCGCGAUACCGGCGUCUGAUGAGCCCCCUGAUAGAGUCGAGAGAGAGGGGGAGUAUGCUGAUUUAUUUAGGAGGAAAAAUCGCUUAGAAUUAAUGAGGAUAUCAGCAGCGGUUAUGGGGAUAGAGUUCUCUUACGCGGGAGAAACGGCCUUCGUGUCUCCUACUCUUCUUCAAAUAGGGGUGCCUCACCAGCAGAUGACGUUAGUGUGGGCCCUGUCGCCUUUGAUCGGGUUUUUCAUGACCCCGCUGCUGGGGUCCCUGAGUGAUCGAUGUGACUCGAUAUACGGUAGACGGAGACCUUUCAUUGUGUUGAUGUCAAUAGGCGUGUUUCUAGGAUUAAUUUUAGUGCCGAACGGCGAAGAUAUAGGGUACGCACUGGGGGAUCCUAUACCGGUGAACAGGACGGCCACUCCUUCGGCCCUGGGGCCCAGGAGUUCAGCUUUGGAGACGGAGUCCCAGAACCACCACCCCUGGGGCGUGCUAUUCACGGUGUUGGGGACGGUGCUGUUAGACUUCGACGCCGACGCCUGCCAGAGCCCCGCCCGGGCUUAUCUGCUUGACGUGACAGUUCCAGAGGACCAUGCGAAGGGCCUUAGCACGUUCACAGUGAUGGCUGGCCUCGGCGGCUUCAUGGGGUACGCGCUGGGCGGGAUCAACUGGGACGAAACGUCCUUAGGGGCACUAUUCGGUGGUCACGUGAGGGCGGUAUUUUUUCUGAUCACCAUCAUCUUCGUGACGUGCGUGUCGGCCACCGUCACCAGCUUCAAGGAGAUGCCGCUGAACCAGCUCCAUGAGAAGACGGAGAAGUACGGCAAGCUGGACGAGACCGACCAGCUGGAGGAGGAGAGAGGGAGAGAGAGAACGGACGAGAAUGGAGAUUACGAGAAAGAUGGCAUAAAGAGAGAGAAUACGUCGUACGGCACACUCAAUCAGAUACCACAGCCAGAGCCACCGGCUGAAAACAAUGCUACUAUAAAUGUAGAGAGUAUGGGUCACAGCGGGGAACCGCUCUCCCUCUCCCACUAUCUCCGGUCGAUCCUGAUGAUGCCACGAUCCCUCCGCAUCGUCUGCCUCACCAACCUCUUCUGCUGGAUGGCUCACGUCUGCUACUCGCUCUACUUCACCGACUUUGUUGGUGAAUCGGUGUAUGGAGGCAACCCUGCUGCACCAGAAGGUAGCGAGAGCCGGAUCAACUACGAGGCGGGUGUGCGGUUCGGUUGCUGGGGCAUGGCCAUGUACUCCCUGUCUUGCGCCUGCUACUCUACGGUCAUAGAGAAACUUAUUAGAUUUUUUGGGGCCAAGAAGGUAUACGUGGGUGGUCUCUGCACAUACAGCUGCGGCAUGAUGAUGCUGUGUCUGCUGCGGGCGCCGUUCGCCGUGAUCCUGUUCAGCUGGACGGCCGGCGUCAUGUACUCCACGCUCUUCACCAUGCCCUACCUGCUGGUGGCGCAUUACCACUCCACUGGCAUGUGGGACAGCGAGGGCGGGGGUUCUGGUGCUGAGCGCGGCAUCGGCACGGACGUGGCGGUGGUCAGCAGCUGCGUGUUCGUGGCGCAGCUGUGCAUCUCCGUCAUCAUGGGCUUCGCGGUCAAGCUCACCGGCAGCACGGCCGCUGUGGUGGCCGUCGCCGCUACGCUGGCAGCCGCUGCGGCAUUCACCGCUACUAAAAUCACGUAUCUGGAUCUGUAAUGUGGUAAAUAAUCCUACCAUAGGGCAGGCAUGAGCAGAUGCAUUAGCCAUCAAGUCUCAGAGGGCACUCAGGUCUGUAAUACUGUGGAAGGGGAAUGGGCAAACCACCCAAUCGUUGGCAGUCAGUGAAUGACAAUAUACGAUGUUUAUAAUCUCGACAAAAAAGAAGGGUGUUAUAGAUAAGUUUGACGUGUCUGUCAGUCUGCUGCUCAAGACCAACUCUCAGGGGCGCCUCAGUGGUCAAGAAAAUUUAUUUGCUUGAGGAGUGAGGGCGCCAUAAUCUGCUCCGUCUUGCUUGCCACCACGUGCCGGCACUGUCAUUUGUAAAUUGUAAACUACGCGUCUUUCAGUCUGUUUGUUUCUCUGUGACUGUGUGUGUGUCUCUCCGUGGCAUCGUAGCAUUCAAACGGGUGGACCGAUUUUGAUUUAGUUUUUUUGGUUUUAAAACUGACAUUAUAGAAUUAAGAUUAAUUAAAAAAUUCUUAAUAUAAGCACCAAGUAGUACCUAGUAAGUACAAAUUUGCCAAAAAAAUCUAGAACCCACUUCUUGUUCGUAUCUGGACUAUAUUUUGUAAGUAUUGAAAGAUACAAAUUACAAUUUGUAUCUGGUUCUUUUUAAUCAAUUAAUCAAAUCAAUUGUUUUUGUUUUACAUAUUUUCUACUGUAUUUUACAUGCGCGAAAACUUUAAAUUGGCCUUCUUGUGUAGAAUGAUGUUUUUAAAAUAUUAUGUCAACGUAUGAAAGCUCAAAAAUGCAAAAAAAUAAAUUACAUCAUCAUGUUUGUAAUUUAAGAGGCUACUUAACGCUGCUUAUGAUUAUUUGGGUGAAAAAUAUUUAAUUUAUGAUGACUUUGCUCUCUUUAUU